AUGACGCCUGAUAGAAGAAAUAGUGAUACCUACAACAUUCCCAAUCCGGGAUCUAGGCGUUCUUUUUCUUCUUCGAAUACUUUGGCGAGUUCCAAUACUAUUACAUCCUCAACUGUUGGAGGUCGACAAAAUAAUGAAGCAUAUGCCGGAGUGACGUUUGAAGCGGUUCCAACUUCGAUAGUUUCAUUUCAUCAUCCACAUUCUUAUAGAUCUACUGGGUUUGGUAGUGGUGAGUCUUUCGUUAGAAGUAGAAGAGACACCGGCACUGACUCUCUAUUGCUAACUCCUGUUCAUUCAAGAGCAUCUCAAAGAUCAAGAGCUUCUUCGAGAGCACCAAACUUUCGUUUUUUUACUGGUGAGCAAGUUGAGAAUGCGGAGGGUGCUGCUUCAACUUUGGAGUAUGCUGAUUACGAUACAGAUUGGGAGGCACUCCCAGCUUACGAGCAGGAAAGGCUUAAUUUCAGAAAUAAGUCCCCUAGGUCUUCAUUGAGAAAUACAAGCGAGUUGCUUUUACCUGCAAUCUCUUCCAAUAGGGCGCUUUCUUUGCAGUCCUAUGGCGCAGUGGACAAUCUGCGAACGAGAAAUACAUUUGGUAAUUCAUCACGUUCUUCCAUAAGCUCUUCACAAUAUUCUAUUAGGGAUCGUAUUCCGGUGGAACUUGAAGAAGUUGGCUCUGUGCCUUUGCACGAUGAUAACAGCAGUGCUGAGGAUAACGCUAUUAACAGUGACCUGGAAGAGACAGUGGAAAUGCAUCAGCAUCAUGAUGACCACCCCGAUCCGCCUAACUCGACGUAUAAGAAAUCGUAUCACUCGGAAUUUCUUAAACCUCAAUAUCAUGAUCGUUUUUAUCCGCAGCAUCUGCCCCGGAUACAUUUUCAGAGAUUUUACAUUGCUGAAGAAGACCUAGUUAUUGCUAUCGCAGGCUAUAAAACAAAUAUUUGGAAGCUUUAUUUGUACUAUGUUUUGUGCUGUUUGUCGUUUGGUAUUCUAUUUCUAAUCUGCAAAUGGGUUCCUCGCUAUAAAGUCAGGCUACGCGGUAGUAAAACAGCUUUGGGUAAAGCGGAGUGGGUUGUUGUGGAAAAUGAAUAUAGUGAGUUAUCGAUUAUUAAUGUUAAAAGAGAAUGGUAUAACAGGCCAUUAAGUACCAUUUUAUCAUUAAAAAGGGACAAUAUAUCAAACAACCGGAGGCACUACCACCAUGAGAGUGAAGUUAAUCCCAACGUGCCGAUUUUAAUCUCAUUUGAAUACAGAUAUUAUAAUCUUAUCUAUUCUCCGUUGGGUGAUGUUUUCCAAACCAACUGUAACUGGGCAGACCCAAACUGGGUAGAUGUAGACCGUUUUUGCAAGGGUUUACCAACCGCCAUUCAGGAAGAUAGGCUCAUUGCAUUUGGCAAAAAUAGUAUUAAUCUAAAACAAAAGACAACUAGUGAAAUAUUAUUUGACGAAGCGUUACAUCCAUUUUAUAUCUUCCAAAUUUUCUCUGUCAUACUAUGGAUGUUUGACCAUUAUUACUAUUACGCCGGCUGUAUUUUUUUGAUUUCAAUUCUUUCCAUUUUAGACAAUAUAUUUGAAACAAAGCAAUCAUAUAAAAGGCUUUCUGAAGUGUCUCAAUUCCACUGUGACGUGCGUGUUUAUAAGGAUGGAUUUUGGACUCAAAUUCCUUCCACUGAUUUGGUCCCUGGAGACAUAUAUGAGAUAUCUGAUCCUUCGUUAUCUGUGUUCCCCUGCGAUUCUGUUCUAAUAUCGGGAGAUUGUCUUGUCAAUGAGUCUAUGUUGAACGGUGAGUCUGUCCCUGUCCCCAAAACUCCUGCUACACAAGAGACGAUGAUACAUCUUUUGGAUGAUUUCAUGGAUGCCCACAUAUCUGCCUUUGUGGCGAAGUCUUUCCUCUUUAAUGGGACCAAAAUUAUCAGAGUUCGCUCAGCUCCCGGCCAAUCUGUCGGUUUAGCAAUGGUUGUAAGGACUGGUUUCUCGACCACCAAAGGCGCAUUAGUUCGUUCUAUGGCUUUCCCCAAACCUGUUGGAUUUAAAUUUUAUGAGGAUUCAUUUAAAUAUAUUGGAUAUAUCGCCAUAAUUGCUGUAAUUGGGUUUGCAUUAAGUUGUAUUCAAUUUGUUAGGUUGGGUGUAGAUACAAGAACCAUGGUACUACGUGCCUUGGAUAUUAUUACAAUCGUUAUCCCUCCUGCUCUUCCUGCAUCAUUAACAAUUGGUACUGGGUUUGCUUUAAACAGGUUGAAGAAGAAAGGAAUAUUUUGUAUUUCACCAACUAGAGUAAAUGUAGGAGGUAAGCUCGAUGUUAUGUGCUUUGAUAAAACUGGUACAUUAACGGAGGAUGGCCUAGACGUUUUUGGUGUUCAUGCUAUAGUACCAGAAAAUCAAGAGAUAAAAUUUGGCAGUUUAAUUUCUGAUGUUAAUAACCUCUUCCCAAAGUUUUCAUUGGAUGAUUGUUCUUCUCCAGCAGACUUUAAAGCCAGAAAUUUUUUGUUAGCUUUGCUCACUUGCCAUUCGUUGAGGUUAGUGGACGGUGAGUUGCUCGGUGACCCGUUGGAUUUCAAAAUGUUUUCCUUCACUAACUGGGCAUACGAAGAGGAUUACCAAACACAUGCAUUUCACUCUUUAAAUGAGGAGAGACAUGAUUCCAAUACAUUGCCUGAAAACACAAGUAUCUCACCAGCUGUUGUACACCCUUCUGGAAACGAGAACUUUGCUGCCAAUGACCCCAACAACAUCAUUGGUAUUAUAAGAAGUUUUGAAUUUUUACCACAUUUGAGAAGAAUGACAGUCAUUACUAAAUCUUCAGGUAAAAAUGUUUUUAUGAGUUUUACAAAGGGAGCACCUGAAGUCAUAGCUGAACUAUGUAAUAGGAGUUCACUCCCUGCUGACUUCGAUCAGCUCCUUCAAACCUAUACACAUAGUGGUUACCGUGUGAUUGCAUGUGCCGGAAAGACAUUGCCCAAAAGCUCGUGGUUGUACUCACAGAAGGUGAGCCGUGAAGAUGUGGAAUCCAAUUUGGAAUUCUUGGGUUUUAUUAUUUUUGAAAAUAAAUUGAAAAACUCUACAAAGAGCACUUUAACAGCUUUACAUUCUGCAAAUAUCAGGACGAUUAUGUGUACUGGUGAUAAUAUUCUAACAGCAAUUUCUGUUGGCUUAGAAUCUGGGCUUGUAAAUUCGGCUCGUAUCUUUAUACCAAUCCUUAAUGAAAAUGCUCUCCCUGGUGAAAAUAUAGUUAAAUGGCAAAAUGUUGACAACCCUUCCGAGCUUUUAGAUAGUGUCACAUUAGUGCCACAGGAUAACAAUGCUAGUAGCUAUUCAUUGGCAAUGACUGGGGAUGUUUUUAGGAUGAUUUUUAAACAUGAGGGAUCAGUAUCAAGUGACUAUAUCAACAGGAUUCUUUUAAAGUGCGCCAUAUAUGCACGAAUGGCACCAGAUGAAAAGAAUGAAUUGGUAGAGCAGUUACAGGCAUUGGAUUAUCAGGUUGGAUUCUGUGGCGAUGGUGCUAACGAUUGUGGAGCUUUGAGAGCUGCGGAUGUAGGUAUCUCAUUGUCUGAAGCUGAAGCAUCUGUUGCAGCUCCAUUUACAUCACAUGUCUUCGAAAUCAGCUGCGUUUUAGAUGUCAUAAAAGAAGGAAGAGCAGCGCUUGUAACUUCCUUUUCAUGUUUCCAGUACAUGAGUUUGUACUCAGCAAUCCAAUUCAUCACCAUUACAAUAUUAUACAGCCGUGGCACGAAUUUAACAGAUCUACAGUUCUUAUACAUUGAUCUAUUCUUAAUUGUUCCAAUCGCAGUUUUCAUGUCGUGGUCAAAGCCAUAUGAAGUUUUGGUAAGCAAAAGGCCUAGUGCCAAUUUAGUUUCACCAAAAAUUUUACUUCCACUAAUUGUUCACAUUUUGGUACUAAUGACUUUCCAAUUUGUUCCCUGGAUAAUUGUUCAAUAUAUGUCAUGGUAUGUGAAACCAAUUGUCGGUAAUGAUGAAUCCGUGAGGUCAAGUGAUAACACUGUUCUUUUCUUAUUUUCGAAUUUCCAAUAUAUUAUAAUAGCAAUAGUGCUUUCUGUUGGACCACCUUACAGAGAGCCUCUUUCAAAUAAUAUUGGGUUCCUAAUUGACAUUAUUUUCUCAGGCUUUGUUUCCGUGAAGUUGUUAUUCAUUAGUGCAACUUCUUGGAUCGGGAAUAUCUUUCAUUUCACCAGACUUCCCAAUUCAUUUAAAUUGUUGCUACUUGUAUGGAUUGGUUUGAAUUUUGUUGUCCAACUUUAUCUUCCUGCCCGGUUCAAAUACCUUUUCAAGAAGAAGGUUAGUAGUAAACGAUACAAAAAUAUUGAAAGAGAACAACGCCAAGCUCCUAUUGUAUGA
Molecule: messenger RNA, 4350 nt
Organism: Eremothecium sinecaudum
Lineage: Eukaryota; Fungi; Ascomycota; Saccharomycetes; Saccharomycetales; Saccharomycetaceae
Gene: YPK9
Product: putative acid anhydride hydrolase
Exons: 1
Coding region: 1-4350 (1449 amino acids)
Biological process (GO): intracellular calcium ion homeostasis
Cellular component (GO): membrane
Molecular function (GO): P-type ion transporter activity; ATP binding; ATPase-coupled monoatomic cation transmembrane transporter activity
Source: RefSeq, a predicted model, not a curated record